This is a messenger RNA of Gigantopelta aegis, 878 nucleotides long. Its product is annotated as cytidine deaminase-like. Gene Ontology annotation, molecular function: cytidine deaminase activity; zinc ion binding. The record is from RefSeq and is a predicted model, not a curated record. Gene Ontology annotation, cellular component: cytosol. NCBI's taxonomy places the organism in Eukaryota, Metazoa, Mollusca, Gastropoda, Neomphalida, Peltospiridae. Bases 84 to 527 code for a protein of 147 amino acids. The transcript is spliced from 5 exons.
CACAGCUUGUGACACAGGACGUCACUCAUUUUGCAUUUCAAGUCCAGCGGUCUACAUAUCAAUUGUCCAAGCUCGUUUCAAGCAUGCAGUACGCCGAUCUCGAUUCUACGAUCAAGCCAGCAGUAGAGGCGGCCAUUAAAGCGAAGGCGCAUGCGUAUUGCCCUUAUAGCAACUUCCGAGUCGGAUCAGCUGUUCUGACAGAAGAUGGACAGAUAUUUGCAGGCUGCAACGUGGAGAGCGCUUCUUACGGUCUGAGCGUUUGCGCUGAACGAGUAGCGAUAAUGAACGCAGUCACCCAUGGUUACCAGUCUUUCAAAGCUAUAGUAGUUUGCUGCGACAUAAAGGGCUCCUUCGAAGGAUCAUGUGGUGCGUGUAGACAGUUUUAUGCAGAGUUUGGUCUCGACUGGGAGAUAUACCUGGUGAAACCGGACAAAACGUGGAAGAAGGUUCUCGUGAAGGAGUUACUUCCCAUGGCGUUUAGUCCCAAGUCGCUUCAAGAAGAACGAAUCACCGACAGCAGCAACUGAAGCAGAAAUUCUGUGUCGAUAUUCUAUUCAGGAAAACUUCAUUUCACGAAAUGGUGGUGGACUGAACAGUUCGCAGCGGAAACUGGUCAUUUUAGUGUUCAUUUUUAAAGAAUAGUUGCUCAUCUAAUGGGGUUUUGAGAUUGUUUUUUUCUCUCUUUUUUCAAUUUGUUUUUUCUUAUGGUGGAUUGAAUAAUUGAUUAUUCGCGGAAAUUGGUCAAAUUGGUGUACAUUUUUCAGAAAUACUUGCUUAUAGGAAAAAAGUAUUUAUUUAAUGACGGGGGCGGGACGUGGUAAAACACUCGCCUGAUGCGCGGUCGGCCUCGGGUCGAUCCCCGUCGGUGGGCUCAUUGG